AUGUUGGCGCUUUACGAGGCGCAGCGGCGCGCUCACGAGACUGUACUAGCGCUACAGACGCAGAUCGAGGAGGAGGAAGCUGUUUACCUCGAAGAGACCCCGCACGGCAACAUUAUCCGCGGCUGGGAUGGCUUCAUCGACUCCAAGCAGCCGCGCAAGGACGCCAAUCCCAAGAAGAUCAAGCCUUACGCGGAGACGGAGUAUCUCUUUUCCAACUGCUGCUUCUAUACCAGCAUGGCAGGUGAACCCAGCUUUGAUCAGGUAGACAUCUACAACACGAUCAAGGAGGAGGGCACGGGACGACGCAAGCUCACAGUCACGUUGUCAGUGGGCAAGGGAGCCGACAGCAUUAGCGGGGUAGUCGACAGCUCUGCUGCCUUCAAUAGUCAUACAUCAUACAAAGGAGGCAAAGGGCAGAAGACUGUAAAGACAACUACCCAUCCUGCAACUGGGAAGGGUGCAGCAGACGCCAGUUACCAGGCUUCCAAGCUAAAGAAGAGGAAGAGAGAGGUGGAGGCCGCGAUGGUGAAGCCACACGAGACUUUGUCCACCGACAUACAGGCUGCUACUUUAGCAAUGACUGCAACUGCAGCAGUGCCACCGCCUGCUAUUAAUAGCGACUUUCUCGAUGUGCUCUAA
Molecule: messenger RNA, 639 nt
Organism: Phytophthora infestans T30-4
Lineage: Eukaryota; Oomycota; Peronosporomycetes; Peronosporales; Peronosporaceae
Exons: 1
Coding region: 1-639 (212 amino acids)
Cellular component (GO): histone acetyltransferase complex
Source: RefSeq, a predicted model, not a curated record